CAACAUGUGUGUCUGGUUUUUUCCACUCGAGUUCGAAUCCCCCUCGGAAACAAACCAUUUUUACAUAAAUAAAAGACGCACUCGUAAUUUGUAGACUCCCAGUCACCUAUUAGACUUUCUUCUUUGAGCCCUUCAGAGUCUCACCUCCUCUCCUUCCCCAGAUCCAAGCUCCCCCCGUUGCGUAAAAAUGGAUAAUUACUCCUCUCAAGAAACCCAGAAAACAACCACCUCAAACCGAAACGUCGAUGAUCAAGACGGUCAUCACCAUCCAAAUCCCACCAACCCAUUUGUCCAAAUCCUCCAACAACCAAUCCAAUGGCUCCAAAUGCUCUCCUCAGAGCUAAACCCUACCUUUGUCCUGGGUGUGGUUCUUGUUUACGGACUCAGCCAGGGCUUCUCAGGUUCUUAUUUCAAAGUGGUCACGGACUACUACUGGAAAGACGUCCAGAAACUCCAGCCCUCUGUUGUACAGCUUUACAUUGGACUGUACUAUAUUCCAUGGCUCAUGAAGCCGGUUUGGGGCUUGUUGACCGACGUUUUUCCAGGGGGAUACAGAAGGCGGCCUUAUUUUGUCCUGGCCGGAGUUAUAGGGACAGUUUCAGCUCUCACGGUUGCAUUCAGUGGGAACUUGGCUGCUGUGGUGGCAUUGACUUGGUUGAUCGGCGUCACGGCAGGUGUGGCGAUUGCUGAUGUCACGAUCGACGCGUGUAUAGCCCGGAAUAGUAUUGAGAUACGGUCGUUGGCUUCGGAUUUGCAGAGCCUUUGUGGUUUCUGCUCUUCUGCUGGUGCUCUGGUUGGGUACUCUACUAGUGGGUUUUUUGUUCAUCAUCUUGGUCCUCAGGGUGCAUUGUGUCUCUUGGCAAUCCCACCAAUCUUUCUAACUGUUCUGGGCUUUGUUAUGUAUGAACAAAGAUCAACCAACCUUCACUCUCAUAGGAAGAAGGCAGUGGAAGAAGUGGGAGUGGCAAUGAGCGGAAUGUACAAAACAAUCAAACUACCUCAGGUGUGGAAACCUUCCCUUUACAUGUACCUCUCCUUGGCCCUCAGUAUUAACACUCAGGAAGGUAAUUUUUAUUGGUACACUGACCCUUCAGCUGGCCCUGCAUUCUCUCAGGAGUUUGUUGGGAUGAUUUAUGCAGUUGGUGCAGUGGCUUCGAUAGUAGGAGUUCUGAUCUACCACAAGACUCUGAAAAACUACCCUUUUCGGAACCUAGUCUUCUUUGCUCAACUCCUCUACGCCAUGUCCGGACUUCUCGACCUAACUUUCAUCCUAAGGUGGAACCUAGCUCUAGGCAUUCCCGACUACUUCUUUGUGAUCAUGGAAGAAUGCGUGUUUCGAAUCGUUACCAAGAUCCGAUGGAUGCCUAUGAUCGUACUGAGCACGAGGCUCUGCCCUCUAGGCAUCGAGGGCACGUUCUUCGCGCUGUUGAUGUGUAUCGACAGCCUUGGCUCGCUGUCGUCGAAAUGGGGUGGUGGAGCAGUGCUUCAUGCCUUGAGUGUCACAAGGACUAAUUUUACAAACUUGUGGCUGGCCCUUAUGAUUAGAAAUGUGUUGAGAUUUUUGACUCUUGGUUUGAUUUUCUUGGUUCCCAAGGCUGAUCAGCUUGAUAUGUUGAUUCCUUCUGAUCUUUUGACUAAGAAUUCUUCUGAAUUUAGUGAUGUAGAUGAUCAGAGCUUGGAAUUGGUCCCAUCGAAGGGGAAGAUUGAAGCUUAGGUGCCCAAUUUUUUAGGGUGAGAGGAAGUAGUGCCAGCGUAACUUGGUUUUAUAUAAGAUUUUUGUGACGAUUAUUGCAAUCGCUGCCUCAUAUAUUGUACAAAGUUUUACAUGACAAGUUUGGUUUGGGGGUACUUAUCUUGUAAAUGUUGAGAAAUGUCUGAAGUUCGGAUUCUUUUUUCAUCCUCGGUGUAUCUUAUACGAUGG
This is a messenger RNA of Pyrus x bretschneideri (Chinese white pear), 1921 nucleotides long. Its product is annotated as probable folate-biopterin transporter 6. Gene Ontology annotation, cellular component: membrane. Lineage: Eukaryota; Viridiplantae; Streptophyta; Magnoliopsida; Rosales; Rosaceae. The record is from RefSeq and is a predicted model, not a curated record.